This is a messenger RNA of Mauremys mutica (yellowpond turtle), 8302 nucleotides long. RefSeq lists its product as uncharacterized. Bases 1154 to 7840 code for a protein of 2228 amino acids. Gene Ontology annotation, cellular component: Z disc; cell junction; cortical actin cytoskeleton. Gene Ontology annotation, biological process: muscle cell development; actin cytoskeleton organization. The record is from RefSeq and is a predicted model, not a curated record. Lineage: Eukaryota; Metazoa; Chordata; Testudines; Geoemydidae. Gene Ontology annotation, molecular function: actin filament binding; phospholipid binding. The transcript is spliced from 34 exons.
GAGACAGGUCAGGUUGUCAGGGGGAGCUGGGGCAGUGAAGGCUCCUCUUUGGGGAAAGAUCCAGGGACGUUCCCUGAGCAAUCCCGGAGAAGGAAGAAUCCCAACAACUAUUUUUCCCAGGUACAGACCACCUCGAGCGUGAGAGCUGCCCAAGUGGAAAACUGUUGCUGAGCUUGCGAGCCCGGCCCGGCGCCCUGAGCGCAGUAUGCCCGCCCCGCUGCUUCUGCUGCCGCUGCUGCGCACCCUCCUCGCCCGCCUGCUGCUCCUGGCUCGCAAGCGCCUCCUGCCGCUGCUCCGGCGCCUGGGGGCCCGCCUGGGCUCUCGGGAGUCCCGCGAGGCGGUGCUCACCUGCCUGCUCUGCAUCCUCAACCUGCGCAAGAAGGCGGACGACUGAGACCUCGAGUCUCCCCUGGCGCUGCGGGGACAGCGCCGUGCACUUAGCCAGGGAGGGGGAGCGCAGCCUGCCAGCAGAGGAGAGCACCCUGCGCCUGCUCUGUCCAGCCCAGGGGAGGACAGGGAGCCCACCGAGGAGGGAGGAGAGACUGCAGCAGCCAGCCUGGGAGUGGGGGAAGGUCUCUUAACACCCCGCGGGAGACCGGCCUGCCCCCUGGGAGCAGACUCAUCACUCCUCAUCUCAGCUCUGCAGAGCUGCCCCGUUUCCAGCCUUUUCCUGGGAGGAUCAUUUUCAUCAUCUUGGUCUGAAGAUGGGAUCCAUCCCCCCCCUCACCUCCCUUCUUCUCUCCCGCUCUUCAACUCCUGUUUUCUGACAGCCCCUCUGGAAGGGGAUCCCUCCUUUUGCUCCCCCCCCUCAGGGGCCUGGGAUGGUUAUUUUGUGACUUUCGCCCUUCGGAAGGGUUGGAAGCCCCAUGGUUUGGGCCAUUUCAAAGGAGGCUAGACAGAGGCCUGGGGAGGGAUCUGGCCUUGGGCCCUGGGGGACGGACUAGACGGCACCAACUGGGGCUUCUCCAUCUCUGUUUCUGGAGGCGGAGUUCAGCUGAAAUCCUGUGUCGUUUCCUUGCCUCGAGGCUUGCAGGCUGCUGGCUGGAUCCUUUUCUGCCUCGCCUCUCCUUUGGCAGCAGUGGGUGGGGAGUUUGGGGUUGUGAUAUCCCCCACAAUCUCCUGGGGACUCCACAAGACCGAUGUUUGGGGGAGGAUGUCCGGCAGCACGGCGAGGAAAAUCCAGCCCUUCACCAUCAGCACCAAGCUCUCCCUGCCCAAGUGCACGGUGGACUUCCCUGGGGACUCCUGCCCUGAUGACACCAUGGCUGGCCUGGAUAACCGUACCCUGCGCCAGAACCUCAAUGAGUGUGUCCCCCUGUACUUGGCUCAGGCCCAGUCCAGCCCUGUGCCCCCUGGAGGUGGGUUCCAGAGCACCAGCCCAACUGAGGAGGGCAUCACCGAUGAGGACCAGCUCAACCGCAACUCGCUAGCCCGCUCCAUUAAGAAGAUCACGCUGUCUAACUGGCAUGGGGAGCCUGGCCCAGGCAAGGAAGGGGUGUCUAGGGGCCCAGUCCAUACCAGCUGUGAGAGGAAUCACAACAACAACAACAGCAGCAGACCGGGGAAGGCUCAGUUCAAGGUCUUCCUCAGAAAGGAAGUGGAUGUGGAGGAAGAAAAGCAGGAGGCCAGGAGCCCCCAUGCUGGUGAUUUCUGCUCUCCGCUGGACAAAGGCCCUCCCUUCCAUAUGGUUUCAGGAUGCCAUGCACCAGCCCCCUGGAAGGAAAGUGUCAAGAACAAGGAGCCAAGUGGAGUGGCUGGGCUGAAAACUGGCAUCCGAAGCAGUGCAGGGCAGGCAAACGUCCCUAACCAGAGCCUUCUCAUAGUCCAGUUCAACCGAGAGAUAAUGCAGGCCGAGAGCUGGGUGCGAGGGAAGCUGCGGGAUCUGAAGGAUGGCUGCAAUAUCCAGGACUGGGAACGGGUGGCACAGACCCUGCAAAGAGACAUGAGGGAUUUUGAGAACACACUGAUCAAACUGAACCAGAUGGGUGAGCAGCUCAUGGGCCGGCCCAGCCCCAGUGUGGAGAUUGCCAGGAGGCAGCUGCUGGCCCUGAAGGAGCAGUGGCAGCUGCUGAAGCAGACAGCCGGGAAUCAAAGCAAAGCGCUGGGCGGGCUGCGGAACCUGCAGGAGUUCAACAGGAGAGCGGAACAGCUGGAGGCUUGGAUCAGGCAGAAGGAAGAGAAGCCCGUGCUGACGGCCCUUCUGCAAGAGAGCAUGGACAAGAUCCAGCUCACCCGCCACAUCCUUGACUUAAAACAGGAGGAGCAGCAGUUCCAGGGCCUGCAUGAGGAGAUGAACAGCCUGGCCCAGAAGCUGGAGAAGCACGGCAAGAGUGAGAGCAGGAGCAUCUCCGCCCGGCGCAAGCACCUCAAUAAAAUGUGGCUGCGGCUCCAGGGGACCCUGAAGGAACAUCAUGAGACCCUGCAGCUGGCCCUGGAGGUAGCUGCCUUCCUCCAGCAAGCGGACACGCUCCUCAGAGCCAUCCACGCCAAGUGGAGGAACCUCUGUGGCGUGGGGAAGCAGGGAAACCCCGAGUCCAGCCGGGACCGAGACGUCAGGGAUAUUGCCAGCCAGGUCAUGAUGUUGGAUGUGACCAUGUCCCAGCUCAUCAGCCUCCAUCCCAGCCUGGCAGCACGAGUCCUGCACAAACACCGAGAUGUCAAGGAGAGCUGGGCCCAGCUUCAGCAGGUGCUGAGGAACGAGACGUCACCAUUGCUGGCCCUGGUGAGCAGUUUGCCAAUGGAAGAGACGGAUGCCCUGAGCCCCGAGCAGACAGAAGCCAGCAGCGGGGGAGUUGCGGGAAGGGAAGCCGGAGACAAGCGGAGGAGGGUCCCAUUAAGUGUGGUGCAGAAGGACUUUGCAGGGAAUGUGAUGGAGCGUGUGAGAGGCGAGGAGGGAAGCCCGAGCUUGCCAGGAGAGCAGGCCACCCCUGGCUGCCACAGCAACAGUAAGAGGAGGAGGAAACCCCCAGGACAGUCAGACGCUGUGCGGGGCCCAUCCCAGCAAGAGGCCCAGCUGCAGGACUUCUGUCAGGCUGCUAAUGCGGCCGUGUCCCGGCUGAGGGAGAACGUGGGUCUCAGCAUCCGGCUGAGCCAGAUGGAGGCCGCAGAGAGCCUGGAGGCCGCACAGACCCAGCAGGCCGCGCUGCAGCAGGAGAUCCUGGGCAACAGCUCCAGCAUCGAGGCCCUGCGCCUGGAAGGGCAGAAGCUGCUGUGUGGCAGCCAUGGAGGGAGACCUCAGGUGGAAGGCGUCCUCCAGGAGCUGGAAGGUCUGUGGGCGGAGCUGCAGAGGAUGCACCGGGAGAACGGUGCGGUGCUGAGGGAGAUUGAUAAGGUUCUGCGGUUGGUGGGAGAGCUGGAUGGGGCUGAGCACUGGCUGCAGGGGGUGGCGGGCUCACUGUCAGAGCCAGCCACCAUGAGGAGCCCAGAAGAGCUCCGCAGGGACCUACAGGAGAUCAGCUGCUUGGAGAACCAGGUCCUGUUGUGGGGCAUCAAGCUCCAAGCCCUGCGGGAGGAGAUGGGGAGAGAGCCCUCUGUGGAGCAUGUGAUGGCUGGGAAGAUUCAGAGCAAGGUGGAGAUGGUGGAGGAGAAGUUGGGGUGUGUGCGAGCAGCCCUGCAGCGGCGGGCGGAGGACCUGCGCGAUUCCCUGGUGCUGUCUGAGUUCCUGCAGAAUGUGCAGCAGGAGGAGGUGCUGAGCCAGAGGAACAGCACACUGCCAGGGACCAGCACGUUGGGCUCCCAGGAGCCUGUGCACCUCCCCUUGGCCCAGGCUGGGCAGCAGCUGAGCCGUGAGGACAUGAGCAGCCCCCUGGGUGAGUUGCAGGAGGCUGUGGAGAUGCUGAACGACGUGGUGAAGGAGCGGGAGCGAGUCAUGGAGACUGAGAAUCUGGAGCGCCUGCUGGCCAGAGUCUCCCCACACAUGGAGGCCGUUCGAUGCAGGGCGGAGGCUCUGGCCCGUGAUGUUGCUCGGGUGGAGAGUGGCUUUGCCACAGUGAAGAGCGAGCUGGACCUGCAGGGGCUGCAGGGACUGCUGAGCCAGCAGCAGGAGAUGGAGUUCAACAUGUCCGAGGCGCUGGAGGGGGAUGUGGAGUUGCUGGAGAAGGCAGUCAUCCACCUGGAAAAGCUCUGCCCAGCUCGGAUGCAUGACAUGGGCCCUGAGAUCCAGGGGACGCUGCAGGCCUGGGAGGAGCUGCGGAAGCUGGUGCUGGAGAACAAGGGCCAUGUGCAGCGGGCCAGUCGGCUGCAGCAGUUCUUUGGGGAUUACUUAGCCAUGAUCUCCUGGACAGAGGACACAAGGGCUCAGAUCUUUUCGGAGAGCGUGAGUGCUCAUGGGCUCCCGGAAACUCAGUGGGAAGAGCUGGAGAGGAAAAUUGAGGCCAAGUUCAAGGAGUUUGAGGAGCUGGCAGCCGCAGGGCAGACACUGGUGUCCGAGGAGCACUACCUGAGUGAGACGAUAAAGGAACGCCUGGAGGAGCUGCAGAGCAUGCUGGGGUGGGUGCUGGUGCGCUGGCGAGCACAGAAACACCACUGGGAUGCUGGGAACAAGAGUGAUGGCAAAAAGGGCCAAGAUGAUACCCUGGACUGUGUGCUGAGUGUGUCCCCCAGCUGCCAAGACCCAUGCGCCCAAGCAGCUGUGCCCGAAGCAGAUGGCAUCCUGGGCCCUAACACUUCUAAAGGGCCUCAGCCCACACUGUGCUCCCUCACCCCACCUCAGGGGCCCGGGACACAGCUCCAGAGGCAAGAGAGAGAAGUGGCCUCUCCUUCCGCCCCAUCUAUCCCAGAUCCCCUCCAAGGGCUGGAGCAGAGCUGGGAAGAUCCUGGUGACUCCACCCCACUGGAGGUGGAAACUCCCAAGGAGACUCUAGUUCUGGAUCCCUCAGAGACCCCAGUGCUGCUGGUGCCGCAGCCUGGGCCCAGCAGCCUGGGCGGGACAGUCAACUUGAUCCUGAGUAUUGGCAAGAAGGGGGAGAAGAAGCUGCAGCUGGCGCAGCCUGAAGCGAUGCCGGGGGAAGAGUCCCUGCACAGGGUGAGCACCUAUCUGCAUGUGAAAGAGAAAGAGGGGGAUCGAGACGCCACCCGCAGGAGCUCAACCAUGCCACGGCCAGCCAAGCGAGCGCCCACCAUAGCCCAUGCUUCCCUGGUCCCAAGCCCCGGGCCUGAGGCUGCCUUCCACACCCUGCCCAAGAUCAGCUCCAGCUCCCUCCUCAGCAGCCUGAAGAGAAAGGGUCAGGCAAAGGCAGAGGAUGCUCAGCUGUACACGCCGCAGGGCAUCAUGGGAGCAGAUCCCAGCAGGCUGCGGCCUUUGCUGGAGGAGAAGCACAAUCCAAGCAACACUUGGCCUCCCAAGUGCAGCAGUGGGAAGAAGUUGGCAGGGAGGCCUCCGAGCCCCAGGCUCGGGCAGCUGUUGGACCUUGUGAAGAACCCGCUGGGGAGGGCCAGUGAGUCAGAAUGUGGCAUUGCCAGGGUGGCAUCUGGUGGCGCCAAAGCUGAAUUCCUGAGCCAAGCCUGGGGGCCCAGCAGUUCCCAGCCAGCAGUGGCGAAGAGUGCUUGCCGGCACCUUUCCCUGGGGUCUGUAUUGAGCUUGGAGCUGCCGAAGGACCUGGGUCUCCUUGGUAACGUCCAGGACGCCAUUAAAGUAGCGCAGAAGGAGGUGCCAGGAAGGGAGGAGGUGAGGCAGGACGGUGGGGUGAUUCCGUGGGACACCAAUGGGGCAGAAGGGGAGGCGAAUGGGGCCAGCCCACAGAAGGAGACACUGAAGCAGCCUCUGGCCACAUGCCAAAGGCCCAGAGGGCCAAGGGAUGCUUUCAGGAAGGCUCCUAAAAGCGAGGGAGGCACCUGGUUUGAAGAGGUGAGCUUCAACCCAAGCUACUGCAGGCCAAAGGUGCACGGCGUUGGUGCCACCCCCUGUGGGGAGGAGCGAUGGACUCCCAGGAGCCAGGGCAGUGGCAGUGAUGAUUUCCUGGACUUCAGACUGAACCGGCUCUCCCGCAUCAGCGUGCUGCACGAGCAGAUUGGGCGCGAGUGGGACAAGCUGGCAGCCACGCUGGGCACGUCCAGCAGCGUGAAGGCUGAGAAGACAGCAGGCUUCAGACCCAGUCUCGGAGAAGCAACUACGGCGGAACUCAGGCCUUCUCCCACUAAGCACACGAGUGGUGCCGGAGGGGCCCCCAGCACAGCCAAACCAGAGCAUCCCGCAGUGAAUGGCAAGCUAAUGGAAGAUCCCCCAGAGCAUCGUCUAGAGCCUGCCCCCUUCCAGGAGGCUGCGAAGGAAAGCCUCAUGGCACGCUCUGGACGGUGUACAAACCUACCGACCCUGCUAUCUGUGUCAGAGUGCCAGCUCGGUGCCCAGCCGCGUGGCCUGGCAUCAGCAGGGUUAGACUGCCAGGGCCUGGCUCCAGACAGAAGGGCGGCCGUAUCAGGGCUGUCCAAAGGGGCAAAGCUCCCAGGCUCAGACGAGGUUUGCCACCCCGACCACGAGUUGUUUGAAGAAGAGGAGGAGGAGCUGCAGGCCAUCUGGAGGAAUGUGGAGGGACGCAACAGGCAGAGCCCCUGUGUGGACACUGAUGUCCCCCCCACAUCGGGGAACAAGGCAGACAAGGCACAGAGCCCAGAGGUUUCCAGUGGGAGACUGAUCCUAACAUCAGCAAAUAACAUGCUGGUGGCCAAGUUCACCCUUCCCACCUCCACCCAACUCCUUCAGAGCCCAGACGGGGAAAGAGGCACCAGUGAUGGGCACGGUAGUGAGGGCAGCCCACGCAGGUUCUGGGCAUCCUUCCCCUGUCAAGACGAUCCCUGUGGGGCAAACGAGGCUGCAUCCAUCAGAUCAGUGGAGGGCACCUGCCCACAGAACCGGCAGACGCAUCAGGAAGAGGACAGAGAUGUUGGCAAGACGCCCCCCAGUAAAGUGGAGUUUCAGAUGAUGGAAGGGACGCUGGAAAGGAAACACGUGUUGCAGACGGGAGGCAGAAAGGCAACCUGUCGCACCUGGAACCUGUUCCAUGCGGUGCUGAUGAGGCAGACACUGUGCUUCUACCAGGACAGGAAGGACACUCUCAAGAGCUCCGUGGUGGCCCUGCCCCUGAACCUCUCGGGAGCACAGUGCACCCAGGAAACCGAGUAUACCAAAAAGACCAACUGCUUCAGGCUACAGCUGCGGGACGGCUCUGAGUACCUCUUGAAAGCUCCAUCACAGCUGCUCAUGAACCAGUGGGUCUCCAAACUGCAGCAGAAUUCAGGUUUCCCUGAAGUGGAUUAUUUCCAGGCACUCACGCAGCCUGCCGAAGGGACCAGCUCUGCUAUGGGACCCAGCAAGAUCUCUGGGCCUGGAAGCUCCAGCUCUGCCCACCUGCUGGGACAUCAUCAGCCUGUUACAGCCAAGAACCAAGAGAUCACACUGCUGCCCAGGUCAAGUGCCAGGCUGCAGCUGCCUUAUGGGACUCGGGAGGACACACUGGAUUCAGCAGCCUCACAAGCAGGAGAUAAUCACAAAGCCGUCAGCCACACGACAGGGCACAGGCAGUGCCAGUGGUUGCCUGCUGGGUCUCCAAGAUCCCAGGAUAACAGUUACCAGGAGGAGGAGGAUGCGCUGGUGACACACAAGAGGAGGUCUCACUCGUUCACCUCAGCCACUUACCAGAAGAUCACGCCGGUGUCGGUGCCCAAGGAGCCCCUGGAGGCUGGGAGCAGCUACUCCAUCACACUGUACAUCGGGGAGCAGGCGGUGGCCAUGCCCAGGGCUCGCUGUCACUCCUUCGUGGCCAGGCCGGGGAGCCCACGGGAAGGCGCCUCCUCUCGCCACAAGAACAAAUCCGUCUUUAAGAAGUUCUUUGGGAAGAAAGAAUGAGCCUACUGGAUUGGGGGGAUGCAGGUUGCAAGGGGGCUUGAGACUGCCAUUGCUUCCUCCAUGCAGGUCUGUUAGCUCCCACUUGUGUGCCAUCCUAGCAGGACCUCUCCACCCAGCACCUGUCCACAGGGCUCCCUCCCUCCCCAGGGCUGAUGGGAGUACUGGGAGGGAGAGAGACUGCUGUGCUGGGCCGUACCAGCCCAGGGCUGCCCCUCACCCACCCACGCCUAAUGGGAGCAGCCGCCAGGGACCAGGCUGCUCUGGCAGACACAGAGCAGGAAGGGGGUGCAUUGCUGUAUCUAUCAGAGCCCACUCACUGAGCUUGCAGGGACCGGUCUUUGUGUACCAGUGGAGCUGAUGGAGCCCUGUGUUUGGGGGUGUUGGGCAGCUGAUUCCCCAGAUGCCCUGGGGCACAGGCUGUCCAGCGCAGGGAAAAGGGAUUAUUGUUGUUAUUAAAACCAA